Messenger RNA from Erpetoichthys calabaricus (reedfish), 3156 nucleotides. Its product is annotated as Fc receptor-like protein 5. Lineage: Eukaryota; Metazoa; Chordata; Cladistia; Polypteriformes; Polypteridae. The record is from RefSeq and is a predicted model, not a curated record. The transcript has 14 exons. Bases 16 to 2601 code for a protein of 861 amino acids. Gene Ontology annotation, molecular function: transmembrane signaling receptor activity. Gene Ontology annotation, biological process: cell surface receptor signaling pathway.
UGGGCACAGUGCAAAAUGAUCACAAUGCGUCUGUUUUUCCUGUGCUUGCUUGCAACUCCGGCAGCUGUACACGGAGGCACAACAGAAGCACUGCUGACCAUGCAGCCUACUUGGACUAGGUUUUUUUCAUAUGAAAAAGUCACUCUAAAAUGUAAAAUUAUUCCUUAUAAAUAUCCAUACCAUUGUAAAUUCUGUGAUGAAAGUGGCUAUUGCCGUGACGGUGAGUUUUGGCACUACAAGGAUUAUUGCAGUAUUCAAAUAACCACCAGAUACAGUGAAAAAUUCUACUGUGAAGUUAAUGGUGGUAUCAAGAGCAACACCAUCAACCUGAUAGUAACUGAUAACUACAGUCCCCUUUUGACCCUGGAGCCAGAACCAACUGAGAUAUUUGAAAUGGAUACUGUUACAAUGAGAUGUCGUUGUAGAUAUAACAACAAUGUACGGUUAACCUGGUACAAAGGAGGAAUGGAAAAGCACAGUAACUCCUCGAAAAGCUCUGCUGGGGUUACAUAUCGAAUUAUUUCAGUCAGCAUGUCUGACAGUGAUAUCUACACAUGUAGAGGAUGUCAUUCUUAUUAUAAUUCUCCAAAAAGCAACAUAAUUACAUUGCAGGUUUCAGAACGUCCUAAGGCUGUCUUGAAAAUAGAAGUUGAAUGUUCUGACUUUAAAAAAAAGAAAGUGAAACUUCGAUGUGAGAUACCUGGGAAAUACAAUGACUGGGAAUAUGAAUUUAACAAAAAUAGAAAUAUAAUUAAGACAAAUUGGAAUAAUGUUUUUGAAAUUGAACAUAUACCUAGAUAUGAAUACCAGUAUACUUGUCAAGGACAUCUGGAAAGACCACCUUCCUACUCAAAACUAAGUGAUCCUAUCACACUCACACCAGGAGGAGAGGCCAUAACUGAACCCAUUCUGGAAUUUAGUCAGAACCAAGUCUGGGAAGGAGACCUGGUUACUCUCCACUGUGACACCCAAGUAAAUCGAUGGUAUGCUGUCUCAUCACUACGUUACACAUAUUACAAAGAUCAGGAAAUUCUGAAAACCGUUCUAAAUGAAAGUACAUUGGAACUCAGACUCACCCGUUUCAAUGACAUGGGGAAAUAUUCAUGCAGAGUGACCAAUGAGGGAACUGAAUGCACAAGAUCUAGUAAUCCUGUUACCCUCCAUGUUUCAGAAUUAAUUUCCAGUGUGAUCCUACAAGCAGACCCCACAGCCUUUGUGAGAGAAGGUCAGCCUCUCAUUCUAACGUGCAGUGCCAAUGUGAUGAAGCCUCAUUUCACUGAACCCCUGCUAUACACGUUUCUAAAGGAUGGCGAGCCAGUGAAAGAAAGCAGCUCCUCAGCACAGUAUACGACAACUGCCAAUGAAAGCCACGCUGGAAAGUAUGAAUGUGAAGGGCAGUUAAACACAGUGACAAAACGAAGCCUGCCAGUGUCUGUCCAUGUGCAGAUUCCAGUAUCCACACCAGUGAUGGUCAUCAGUGGAAACAGGACAACAUCUCCAGGGGACAGUCUUCAUAUCAGCUGUCAGUCAUCCAGAGGCACUGACCCAAUCCACUACCAGCUCUACUUUAAAAAUCAACAAAAUAACAACAUCCAGCUGACAGAAGACUCCAAACCCAUCUCUUACAAGCUGAAAAUCACUGGAGAGGUCCAGACUGGGUCAUACUGGUGCAGGGCUAAUAACAGUGAAGAAGAUGAGCCAGCACUCAGCAAUGCAAUCAACAUCACGGUCAUUGUGCCAGUGUCUGGCGCUAGUCUCAUCUCCAAUCUGAGUGGCACCGGAGUUUCAAAGGGCGUCAGCGUCUUUUUGACAUGUACACUGAAUGCAGGCACCCGGCCCCAUUUCUUUUGGUUUCAUAAUGGACAUGAGCUUCCAAGCAUCGAUCCAGCCAAGACAUACGCACUGAGUGAGGAUGGGAAUUAUCUGACCAUCUACUCUGUGAGCGAGCGCCACGAAGGCGACUACUACUGCGUUGCUGUCAAUGGACAUGACGACAGUGAGACCUAUACCUCCAGCAGCAGUAUUGUACAGCUGAGAAUAGCUCACUCAUCUUCUGUAGCCCUUAUCAUCACAGCCAUUCUGAUCACCUUUCUUCUGGUUAUCUGCAUCGCCUUUCUUGCAAUCAGAUAUCGUUCUUACUGCAGCGAAUGGAGGAAAUAUGUAGAGAAGCCCAAAGUAAACAGACAGAACUCUAGGCUACCAGCUGUGCCAACAGCCCCCCCUAUGGAUGAGUGGAGGGAGGAAAACAAUCCGGUGCCAGCUGCCAGUUCAGAUGAUAGAUUCCCUAUAGACGAUCAACCUACAGGUGAAGGAGUGGUCUACUCUAUGGUGGACAUCAAGAAGACAACAGGAGCAAACUGGAAGGAAUCCAAGGGCAGAACGGGAUCAGCCAACUCAGACUCUGUGGAGUAUUAUGUGACAUAUGCUAAGGUCAACGUGAGGGGCUCCGUUAAGAAAAACGUCCAUGCAUCUGAAGAAGAGGAAGAAGGAGGGACAGAUGAUGAGGCUGAAAGACAAGAAGAGAGAAAAAUUCUGGAAGAUGUCAGAGAGAAUGUAUACUGCAACAGCGAGAAUCUGUAUGAAAAUUUUAAAAUGAACUGAGAACGAACCAGGCACAAGAGCAUCGGAGGUGCUUCCUGGAUGAUGAACUCACUUGAAGUGAUGUAGCUGUUAGAGCUAAUGUACAGUAAUGGUCACAUAUGUACAGAAGAGCUGACAUGCAGGUCAAGAGAACAUAUUGAUGUGCAAACCAGUGGCCUGCCUUUCUGUAGGAUAUUCACACAGUGGGACUGCUGACAAUCCAUUACUACUCCACAAAGAAAAUGAUGUGAUGCCGUAAAAUUAUAUUGGCUUUUAUCAUCAUGUAUUUGAUGAGGGGCUAUCUUCAAAAUGUAGCUGUCAUAAUAGUGACCUGUAAAUAAAGAAAUAACAUUUACCCGCCUGUCCAGUUAUUUAAUAGCCUAGUGCUUCCAGGAGAACACUUUGGCUGCUUGUUUUCAAUCUGAGCACUUCUGUAAUCAAAGUCCAUUUCCUGCUUUUAGGGAAAGCCUUUGCUGGUAUUUUAUAUGUCUAAAUGUAAGAUACCAAACAUAAUCAAACCCACUUACACUAAUUCAGUGUUGUGAGAGGAAGAUCUUAUGUCAGCAGCAUAAGUCC